CUCUAUUCCAUAUGGGAUGUCCUCCUCCCUGCUCAUCCUCUUGUGCACCGCGGUCAUCUUCGUCUACAUCGCCAUCAUCGCUAUCACCGUCCUCUCCACAGUCGCCCACAAGCUUCUCACCCGCCAGAUCCCACAUAAUGCACCACCUGAGGUUCGUGACAACUACCCAGUAAUUGGCCCAUGGGGAUUUUGGAAGCGAAGGUGGGACUGGUAUAAGGAAUGUAUAUCUCAAUCAGAGACAGGCAAUUUCUCCUUCCAUGCAGGGCCUAACAUGGUCAUCGGAUUAUCGGGUGACACGGCACGAAAAAUGUUUUUCGAAUCGAGACAGCUACGUCUGGCCGAAGGCUACGCUGACAUCGAUGGCGCACCAACCAGCGCAGAGAAGUUACACAAUAGUCAGGAAACGGAUGAAGGCAUAGACAAGUGGUUUGCCUCUCGCCUCUCGCAACUAUUGAAAGGACAGUAUCUCCAAAACAAGCUACCUGACCUCAAGUCCAAGAUUAAUGAGUCUAUUGACACUAUUCAAAAAGAGCCCAGCGGAAUAAUCGACGCCUUUGAUAGCAUGGCAUGCGCCAUUUAUAAGUUGACUAUGGGCACAUUUGGCCCAAAUGAGCUCCUCAGCGAUCCAAAAAAGCUUAAACAGACGCAGAGCAUGUUUGAGAGCAUAGUCGUUCCCGCGAGUCCCAUGUCCAUCCUGUUCCCCAAGCUUCCAUCGCUUGGUGCCUUGAAAAAGUUGUACACUAGUGCAUGCCUAUUCUUCAUGCUCCAGAGCAUGAUCAAGAAGCGUGUUACGAGCGACAAGAAGCCCUACGACGCGAUGCAAGUUAUGCUUGACCAAGGCCACAGCAUCUUUAAAAUCACUCUCUUCGUCUUCGGCGCAGUCUUUGCAGGCAUGGUCAACUCUACCGUCAAUUCUGGAUGGCUCAUUUCCUACUUGGCAGCUGCCCCAGAGUGGCAGGACAAGGUACGGCAAGAAGUACGCAAGGUAGCAGCCAAGUACGCCCGGGAUACCACUGCUCCUCUACGCCAACAGCUCGAUGACAUUCCGAUAGAAGCAUGGGAAUCAGAGUUUCCUCUCAUUAAUGCGUGCUUGCGUGACUUGAUUCGCCUGCAUAUAAUCACUGUCUACUUCCGGAAGAACAUGACCAGUGAUGACAUCCCGCUUGGUAACGGCAAGGAGGUCAUCCCUGGCGGCGCCGUCGUCGCAUAUCCUUCGUACGACAUCCACCUCAAUCCCGAAGUCUACACCAACCCAUACGAAUGGGAUCCAUCAAGGUAUAUGCCAGAGCGUGCCGAGGACACAAAGAGGCCGCAUGGCUACGUGGGCUGGGGAUCCGGAAUGCAUCCAUGCCUCGGCAUGCGCUUCGCCACUCUAGAAAUAACAAUGGUCACAGCGUACUUUGUCGCUUCGUUCGACUUUCAGCUUGUUGACAAGAACGGCAACCGUCUGUUCAAGGUGCCUGACGACGACUUCAAUAGAAAACAAGUCCAAGCCCCCAAGAUUCCACCGUAUGUAAAGUUCACAUCGAGAGAGAAAUAGGUGGGACCCGGAACACACGG
This is a messenger RNA of Bipolaris sorokiniana ND90Pr, 1560 nucleotides long. RefSeq lists its product as uncharacterized. The record is from RefSeq and is a predicted model, not a curated record. Bases 17 to 1540 code for a protein of 507 amino acids. Gene Ontology annotation, molecular function: iron ion binding; monooxygenase activity; oxidoreductase activity, acting on paired donors, with incorporation or reduction of molecular oxygen. Lineage: Eukaryota; Fungi; Ascomycota; Dothideomycetes; Pleosporales; Pleosporaceae. The transcript is spliced from 2 exons.